Molecule: messenger RNA, 7600 nt
Organism: Sorex fumeus (smoky shrew)
Lineage: Eukaryota; Metazoa; Chordata; Mammalia; Eulipotyphla; Soricidae
Gene: RPS6KA3
Product: ribosomal protein S6 kinase A3
Exons: 24
Coding region: 338-2476 (712 amino acids)
Biological process (GO): intracellular signal transduction; protein phosphorylation
Molecular function (GO): magnesium ion binding; ATP binding; ribosomal protein S6 kinase activity
Source: RefSeq, a predicted model, not a curated record
CCGGCCGCGAGCGGGCGGGGAGGGAGGAGGCGGUAAAGGCGGCGGGCCGGGGGGGAAGAUGCCGCUGGCACAGCUGGCGGACCCGUGGCAGAAGAUGGCUGUGGAGAGCCCGUCCGACAGCACGGAGGAUUAUAUCUUUAUCCUUGAAAUUUAAAAACAUUUGCCAGGAUAUGUCUUGGUGUUGAUGAUCUCUGUUGAACCUUCUCAGUCUCCAGUCUCAGUAUAAUGAGUAUGAUGAAUAUCACUGUACAUAAGUCUUUAUGCACAUCUCUGAUAUUUCCUUAGGAUAAAUGAGGAGCUGAUUCUUAAUCCUGUCACAUUGAAUGGACAGCAAAUUAUGGAUGAACCUAUGGGAGAGGAGGAGAUUAAUCCACAAACUGAAGAAGGCAGUAUCAAAGAAAUUGCAAUCACACAUCAUGUGAAGGAAGGACAUGAAAAGGCAGAUCCUUCCCAGUUUGAGCUUUUAAAAGUGUUGGGGCAGGGAUCAUUUGGUAAGGUUUUCUUAGUCAAAAAAAUCUCCGGCUCUGAUGCUAGACAGCUUUAUGCCAUGAAAGUGUUGAAGAAGGCCACUUUGAAAGUUCGAGACCGUGUUCGGACAAAAAUGGAGCGUGAUAUCUUGGUAGAAGUUAAUCAUCCUUUUAUUGUCAAGUUGCAUUAUGCUUUUCAAACUGAAGGGAAGCUGUAUCUUAUUUUGGAUUUUCUCAGGGGAGGAGAUUUGUUUACACGCUUAUCCAAAGAGGUGAUGUUCACAGAAGAAGAUGUCAAGUUCUACUUGGCUGAACUUGCACUUGCUUUAGACCAUCUCCAUAGCCUGGGAAUAAUCUAUAGAGACUUAAAACCAGAAAACAUACUUCUUGAUGAAGAAGGUCACAUCAAGUUGACAGAUUUUGGCCUAAGUAAGGAGUCUAUUGACCAUGAAAAGAAGGCAUAUUCUUUUUGUGGAACUGUGGAGUACAUGGCUCCAGAAGUAGUUAAUCGGCGAGGUCAUACUCAGAGUGCAGACUGGUGGUCUUUUGGUGUGUUGAUGUUUGAGAUGCUCACUGGUACACUGCCUUUCCAGGGAAAAGAUAGAAAAGAAACAAUGACUAUGAUCCUUAAAGCCAAACUUGGGAUGCCUCAGUUUUUGAGUCCUGAAGCCCAGAGUCUUUUACGAAUGCUUUUCAAGCGAAAUCCUGCCAACAGAUUAGGUGCAGGACCAGAUGGAGUUGAAGAAAUAAAAAGACAUUUAUUUUUCUCAACAAUAGACUGGAAUAAACUGUACAGACGAGAAAUUCAUCCUCCUUUUAAACCUGCAACUGGCAGGCCUGAAGAUACUUUCUAUUUUGAUCCUGAGUUUACUGCAAAAACUCCCAAAGAUUCACCUGGCAUUCCACCUAGUGCUAAUGCACAUCAGCUCUUUCGGGGGUUUAGUUUUGUUGCUAUUACCUCAGAUGAUGAAAACCAAGCUAUGCAGACAGUGGGUGUGCAUUCGAUUGUUCAGCAGCUGCACAGAAACAGCAUCCAGUUUACUGAUGGAUACGAAGUCAAAGAAGAUAUUGGAGUUGGAUCUUAUUCUGUUUGCAAGAGAUGUAUACAUAAAGCCACAAACAUGGAGUUUGCAGUGAAGAUUAUUGAUAAAAGCAAGAGAGAUCCAACAGAAGAAAUUGAAAUUCUUCUUCGUUAUGGACAGCACCCAAACAUCAUUACCCUAAAAGAUGUGUAUGACGAUGGAAAAUACGUGUAUGUUGUGACGGAACUUAUGAAAGGGGGGGAACUGCUGGACAAAAUUCUUCGACAGAAAUUUUUCUCUGAACGAGAGGCCAGUGCUGUCCUGUUCACUAUCACUAAAACUGUUGAGUAUCUUCAUGCACAAGGGGUGGUUCACAGAGACUUGAAACCUAGCAACAUUCUUUAUGUGGACGAAUCCGGCAAUCCAGAAUCUAUUCGAAUCUGUGAUUUUGGCUUUGCCAAACAACUCAGAGCUGAAAAUGGUCUUCUCAUGACUCCUUGUUACACUGCAAAUUUUGUUGCACCAGAGGUUUUAAAACGACAAGGCUAUGACGCUGCUUGCGAUAUAUGGAGUCUUGGUGUCCUCCUGUAUACAAUGCUUACUGGUUACACUCCGUUUGCAAAUGGCCCUGAUGAUACACCAGAGGAAAUACUGGCACGGAUAGGCAGCGGGAAAUUCUCACUCAGUGGUGGUUACUGGAAUUCUGUUUCCGACAAAGCAAAAGACCUGGUGUCCAAGAUGCUUCAUGUUGACCCGCAUCAGAGACUGACUGCUGCCCUCGUGCUCAGACACCCUUGGAUUGUCCACUGGGACCAACUGCCACAAUACCAACUGAACAGACAGGAUGCCCCACAUCUAGUCAAGGGUGCCAUGGCAGCUACCUACUCUGCUUUAAACCGUAACCAGUCACCAGUUUUGGAACCAGUAGGCCGCUCGACUCUUGCUCAGCGAAGAGGUAUUAAGAAAAUCACCUCCACAGCCCUGUGAUGUGACCUCAGUGAGAUCAUUGGUACCAUGGUGUACGCUGAUAGCACAAGUUCUGGCGACAGGUAGCACAUCCUGAGAGACACCUGCAAGCACACACUGUCCCAGCUGGUACCCAUAAUGCUGCUGCUCCUGCUGCUGCUCCCGCUUUCGUCUCUUCUCGCUUUAAAUGAUUGUUAGCAAGUUAGAUUUUCCCGGAGCUUCGGACGAAACGAAAAUGGAAACAAGAUGAAGAUGUAUUCACUGAAUCAAUGAGAAAAAUAAUGAACACAUGAAUACCACCUAAAAUACACUGAAUAAAGUACUCUACACCAUAUAGCAUUAUUUUUAUAGGAACUAUUUCAUGUCCCUGAGAUAUUCUUUGUUAGUUAUAGGGAUGGACAGUUUAUGUUAAGCACUUAGCUUAAACGAUCCGUUUAUAUUAGCACUGUAUCCCUUGUGCCAUCCAACAUUUUGUAUGUUUUUGUAAACAGUUCAUACACAGUACAUUUCUGUACUGCUUUCUUUAAUGUAUACAUGCCUUGUUUAAACUUGCAAUCUCUUACUAUUAAUCAAUUGACGAUUAAAUCUGGUUCAAUAGUUCACCUGGAUUAACAGUAUUGUUGGACAGCCGUGAAAGUGGUCAGAUAGUGGAACAGCUGUUGAAUGUAAUUCCCCAAAAUGUAUAUAUCUUUCCCCAUGUCUCUUUCACUGGUUUGUUGUCUGUUGCUUAAAGUCAGGUGCUCUGUCAGACUUCCCUAGAGAGCUGUUUUGGUAAAGAAAGUCUCGUGUGUGUGGCAUGACAUCAAGAGUACUACACCUGUGAAGUUAGUCCAUAUACUUUGCAACUCCUUCGGUUAUUUUUUCCUUAAGGAAGGAAGUAGUCCUUACGCUUUUAAUCGUAAAUUGUACCUAUAUUUAGUAUUUGGCACAUAAUUGGGAUUUUAUCAAUAUGCUUUAAAGGACUUUAAGAGUCAUCGUGAAGAGUCGUUGGCGAACGAAAUUAGCAACUGGUCAUUGAGGUCUCACUAUUUUAUGUUUAAGUAGAUCAAAAUAAUUUAGCCUAUGAAUAAUAAAUAGUUCAAGAACAGGGUGCUCUUCUGGGGAACAAAGUAAACCAUGAAUAUUAUCUCAUUACAGUGCUCUAUAUUAAACUCUAAUUUGAAUGCAAUAAAGGCCAUGAGCCGCUAUACAAAAUUGGACUCAAAUUAUCUUAUUCUAGGGAACACAGCAUUGAUCAGAUAAAAUCUCUUCUAACCUGAAAUCAUAGCUAAUGUAGGCUAAGUGGAUAUCUAGCAUUGAGUGUUUUAUGAAUCCCUCUUGAUGAUUUAUAGUCAUAAUGCUUCUUUUAACUUUAGAAAUGAUCCAUUUUCAUGAUGGGAACUAGGUCUGCUGAAAUUAUAGUAUUCAUUAUCUAGACAUAAUUUGGUAGCUUAAACAAUUUUAUUAAAUAAAUUUUUAUGUAUCUGUUAUCACUAAGCCAUUUACAUCAGAAAUCCUUUUUUCCUUUUAUAAGCUCUGGAUAUCUCUGGAAGUACAAAACCAAGAAAAUAUGGUUUAUCUAAAUUUCUUAGAGCCUCUUGUUAUUCCUUAAUUUCUCCUCUGUGCAAUUGAAGAGGGGAAAAUCUAUAAUAUUACCCUUGCCUGUGACAAAAAAAAAUUAUUACAUAGAAAACAAAUGUAAAUUUAUCUUCUAAAUAAAAUGUAUCAAAGGAGUGAUUUCAGAAUAUCUAGGGUGAAGGAAAGUUUUUUUUUAAACUUCAGGAGUAUAUGGAUGUUAAACAAAGCUGCUUCCCACUGCCUGGAGAGAAAGCUGCUAUUUUCUUUCUCUCUUUUCAGUGUUUCAAACCGUGGUCAUACCAAAUAUUUGUCACUUUUAAAAGGCUAAUGUAAUUUUGGGCAGAAAAAUGAUUUUCCUUUUAGAUUUUGGACACUGAUGUUAAUCCAUAAUCGCUUGAGUGUAUUGUCCAUCAGUCUUUUAGAACCAGAGGUAAUGUCUAAAUCCGUAUCAAUUCUCCAGUACAUUUCUCUUAUACUGCAUGUAAAGAACCUGACACCCAAAACAUAGACUAAAAUGCUUCUCAUUCCGUUUUCUUUCCUUAUAACACCAUGCUGCCUUCCCUUCAUAUUAUCACCUGACAAGGAACUGAGUUAUUUGAAAGCUGCGUUGUUUCUCGGGGGCAGUCCUGUACCUCUACUGGUAUAGGAAUGCGAGAUGCGUUGCUAUCCGAGAAAUUGCCUCCUUUGCCUAGUUCACCUGCCGGUUUUAGUGAAGAAAAUCUAUAAUUAUACAUUCUUCACAGAACUGAAGAUUAUCGGCCUAAAAUGUACUUCAUGAGCAUAAUUUAUUCCAUCUGUGAUCCUAAUGUUCCUACUGCCUUUGAUUGAACAGUGGACAAACUUGGCAAAUAGUGUGCUCUAAAUGUAAUGCUUGUGCUGAUUGACCUCCCACUGAUUUCUUUAAUCCAACUCUUCCAGACCCUUAUAGUUGUGGUAGUGAGGCCUUUCUCCAUGCUGCUUCUUACCAGGACUUCUACCAGGAGGUUUCGGUUCAGUCAUAAAAAUAUUUUCGUGUGAGAGAACUGACACAUCGGUUCACUUUUACCAACCUCCUGGUUUAUAAUCUGGAAAUACUAUCCCAAAUGGUAGAUUGCAUUUAACAUUACCAAGCACAUCUUGGAAAGUAAGGAUUACGCUACCAUCUGUAUUCUCUCUUCUUUUCAAGUGCUGAUGUUGAAUUAAGGUAAGUUUUUUUUGUCCUUUUGAUCUUCUUAUAGAAUUCAUGUCAGUUCCUUCUAGUUUAUAUAGCAAUGUCAUCUUUCUAACUACAAGAGACCUUUGAUUUGAACACACUGAAUAUGGAUUCACUUAUUCACACCCAACUCCAAAACUACAAAAAUAGGAUUUUUAUAAGCCAUAUUGUUGAGAUGUUAUGUGGUUGGCACACAGGAAAAGUUACUUAGCAAAUUACCCUGGAGUAGGUAUGCGCCCAAGUGUCCCCAUUUGAAAUGUGCUGAACUGCAAAGAGUGGGCUGGAUCAACCACUCCAUAUGAGCUAUUUAGGAAGUGGUUGUUAUUGGGGCUAGGGGCCAUCAAGGGAGAUGGGGGUGGUCUAUUGUCUUUGCCCUGUACUUAACAGGCUUAGGAGACUUGGAGAGGGAGAGAGGAGGGGGAAGGGUUAAACGAAAAGGCUGGAAUGGAUUGGGUAGGAAGGGAGCUGGGGUAACUCCAUCCUGGGAUGAGAAAAACAUUCAAGAUUUGGGGACUCAAUAAGGAUGUGCUUCAUCUUCAUGAAAGCCAGCAGUAUACAUCUCAACAGGGCUUUGCUAGUUUACUUUCUGGCCUUUAUGGAUAACCUAAAUUUGGCAACCCACUUGCUUAUAUUUUAUAGAGAUAAUUCUGUUAUGGUAGAAUGGAACAUUGAGAUUUAUGGAGGCAUUUAGGACAGAUAUCUCAGGAAUGUAAAGGGUCAGAAAAGGUUUGUUGUGAAUGAGUAACAAAAUCUAAUGAAUUCCAUGGCUGACCCUUGGUGCUUAAACCAGGCGGGAGGUUCUAUCUAGUCGUAAGAGUUCUGUCCUCUGAAAGGUCUAAUUUCAUGCCGCUAAGCUUAAACUGGAUGUAUACUUUGAGCCUUAUUUAAAUCACAGAUAAGUUCAUUAAUGAAAAUAGUCCUUUUCACCUCCAGAUUGCUUACAUUUUGCUGGUCUCCCCAAGUGGCCAUUGGUGGAGACCAGUUAAUGAAGGAAUGAGAUUUCACUUUCUUGGGACUGUGGUAUUCUACAGAGCCAUGCUUAACCACUUUUUCUAGUGAAGAAUCUACAGAAUGAUAAUACCUAAAUAUGGAUGGCCAAGAAGAAUUUGUAUCUACAGUGCGCUUUAUGUAUUUUUGACACUGCUGUAUUCUGUGUGAUCGAGUGACUUGUAACUGGUUCUAAUGUGAUUGAGUGUGCUCAAAGAAUUCUAGAAACUAAGUCCACUUAAUUUUCCUAAGCCUUGUCUCACAUUUACCACUUUGAUUCCAGUCUUUAAACUGUUUGUAACAGGGCAUACCAAGGGUUGGAAUGAGAGCCUACUUCCUACCUCUAAAGGCACUUUCCUCAUUAUUUUGCCAUAUAACCUUGAAGUGCAUGAUAAGCUGUUAAAUGUCCAUGACUUCUCCCAGAGCAACUAGUGAAGUAUAUGACAUUGACUAGAGAUUAGUGGAAAGGAAAUUUAGAGACUAAGUUCAGAGGUGGCAAGCCUCAAGAAAUUCUUUUUAGAGCAUGUACCACUUGAGUACAAUAUAUGUAGACGUAUGUAAGAAGAGAGUCUCUGUAAUAGUCCUCUCUAAGUAGAUUAGUUCAAUAUCUAAUGGAAGUGAAAAAUCUUUACUCCUAUUAUCGCUAUAGUACUGAAUGAACUGUAUACUGAGUUUUUUCAAACAAGUAUUUAAAGUAGAACUUUGAGAUACAAAGCAAGGGAAUAAGGAUAAAGGAUUUGGUUUGUGCUUCUCUAAGUGCAGUUUACCAUCUAAAGCUUUGUUUUUUCAUUUUAAAAGAGCUUCAAGGUAUUGCCAUUCCUUAGCAUUCUUAAUAAUUAUGGGUGGUGAGUUUUUAAUUCUUAAAAUUAUGUAUGUGUGUUAGUUUUAUCUUAAUUCUUACCCUAAACAAAAGGGGAGGUAUACAAGGAAGGGAUGUAAUUAUUUUACAUUUUUGGCCAUGGGUGGGAAUGGGGUGGGUAUCUACUUAAUCUGUUUUUAAAAAAGAAAAAAAAUCACAAAUAUUUUUCUACUAUUAUAUAUGAUCUUACUUUAUAUUAGUUUCUUUGUAGUAAGGCAUGCCAGAAGCCCAAGGUACCAUAUUAUGAGUUAAUAUGUAUUGUACCUUUUAUUGAUGGUUAAAUUGCAUCAGAUGCUUGGCAUUGCGCCAUAAUUAUAAAGUGCUUGUAAAGGAUCAAAUAUCACUGAAUACUUUAAAUUGUUUUCCUUCAGAGUCUAAUCUGGGAAGUUUUCAAAUCAUACUAUUAAUGUAUAAGCUCUUUCAGAUGUAUCCAUGAAUAAUCCUGGAACAAUAUUGCUUGUAUUCCUGUCAAAGAACAGGUUUUGUAAUCUUUAAAAGAAACAAAAAUUUAUAUAAUAAAGUUUCAAAUAAAUGCAUGUAUGUCCCUUUA